AUGCUAAAUGAAAUAAUUAAAUCGCUGGGAGAAGGCACUCUGGUCGCUGUGACUUUGUUCUACACAUUGGUUUUGAAAAUUCCGCUAUUCGUAUUGUGGCAUCUCUUAUUGGCAAUCACACAACGACAAGGAGUCUCAAUCGAAGCUGCAGGGUUUGAUAACGGCAACACCGCCAACGGCAAACCACAAAAACCUGACUGUUCGACAUGUGAAGCUAUUAAGUCUUGUUCAGUAACUACAACAACAUCAACAGCAAAAUCUUCAAGUACUGCAUUGAUUGGCAACCACACUACCACUGCCAGUGCCACCACCAACACCAUUACAAUGGGCAAUAGUCAGAUGAAGACGACGGCUACGGCCGCAGAUGCUCCAGCUGGGGAUGCUAGUGGUGGCGUUGAAGGAGGUGGGGGUGCCUUUUCUUCGUCAUCGUUGAGAGCCUCUAUGAAAAGUCGCCGCGGCAGUCGAGUAAAAGUUUUUGGUCUUCUGGGUCAGAAGAAAGCAUCAAAGGAACCAACAACACCAACCACGCCAUCGUCCGCCACAGCCCCACCGCAAUUUGGUGUUGCAAGUGUGGCAAAAUCUCGAGCAUCAACUGCCAGCUGUAUUGAAAUGAUUGACGAGGAGGAACGGGCAUCUCUGGAGCAAAGUCACGCCGCUGUUAUACGCCAACUGGAGCUGGAACAAAUGGAAAUACACCCACCAUUAUCGCCCAACAGUACCAGUGUUGUAACGGCGCCGCUUGCUGACUCCCCCGGCGAUUUAUGUCCCACUUCCACUAAUACCGAUAAUGAGGAUGAAUUCCUGGACCACGAUGACGAUGUAGAUAGCUCGGCAACGGCAACAUCGACAACUACCAAAAAGACAAAUAAAAAUCUGACGCACAAUAAAUCGCCAUCAUCGUACACGGCAGUCCAAUUCCCGCCAACCACCACCACCCUAGAACAGCAUCUCCUGGCAGCAGCAAAUGCAACGCCAGCGAACAAACAGCGACCCCUCAGUGAAAUAAGCAUCGCUUCGGGCGAUACCUCGGGAAUUCUUUCGCCAACAACUGCUCGGGCCAUAUACGAAUUACGUAAGCGCCACCAAGCGGACAAGUUAUCGCUGCUGUCCGUGGCCAAAAUAAGCUAUUUGGAAAUUGUGCCAACCGAAUUGCCCACAGAAUCCAGUCCGGAGAGUACCGAUGAACAAAUGGCCAUGCACUUGGGCAAAAAGCUGGCACAGGUAUUGAGUGGCAAUACAGCUGGUGCUGGAGGUGUCGCCAAUGCUGGUGUUGGGACAGGCGUUAAUACCAAUAGUGCUGGCACUCCUGGUUCGCCACUGCCUGAUAAUGGAAAUUAUUUCAUUGCUGCAACAACGCCAACAACCCCCGCCACCAAUGAACUGUUUAACAUUGCCAAAGCAAAGAAGAUUGAAUUGCCAAGUUUAUCGUCACGUUUAGUAGCGAGUGCAGCAGCGCCAUCAUUGGAUAGUCAUGCAUUGCAUUCAACAGCUUCAACGGAUGCCAAACAUUUGCCAACUUUACAAUCGUCGUCAUCAACGCCCUCGCUAUCGUCGCUUCAUUCGAACACAACACAAAUCGGAGGUGGUGGUGCUGCUGCAGCUUACCCCGGCACUCCAACCCAUUCCACGGAAACCCAAUCAACCGUUAUAAUUUCAUUUAAAUCAUCCCAAACACCUGUUCUAUCUCAAACACAGCUACCAGGUGUCAAUGCACCGCCCACGCCCCCCGACGAAACCUUUUCCCACGACUUGCCACCAACAACGCCACUGAACAAUAACGAUAAUGCCGAGCCAACAAUGCCACCGACAGUGUCUCUAUCGAGUAGCAUUAUUGGGGCAACAAGCCAAAUGGGAUCGCCUCUACCGCCGUGCACACCACGCAACAAUGUCCUCAAGAAAGUGGCCUCGUUUACGGCGGAAAAGGCUGCGGCUGGCAGUGCCAGUAAAAUCAAUAAUGGCGAUAGCUGUUGCGGCAUGGCGGGUCCAUACGAAAGUAACGGCUUGAGACGUUCAUCAUUUGUGCCCGAGAAGUUAAGCUUCGCUGCAUAUGAAAAGUUUGAAGAGACAUUUGGGUCGAUAGCUGAUGGCAGGCGAGAUGUUAACAUUACCAACACCACCAACAAAGCGUCAAUUGAUUUGAAAUAA
Messenger RNA from Musca vetustissima, 2145 nucleotides. RefSeq names its product mucin-5AC-like. The coding region runs from base 1 to 2145 and encodes 714 amino acids. The transcript has 5 exons. The record is from RefSeq and is a predicted model, not a curated record. Lineage: Eukaryota; Metazoa; Arthropoda; Insecta; Diptera; Muscidae.